CUGCACGGUCAAUGCUAUGAUAAUAGCGGAGAUCCUGAAAUACGGGUCACAGCUAUGCUGGAGCUGGGAUCCCCCCUGGAGAUGAUUCAGCUUCUGCAGACCCCCUGGGAGGAGAGAUUUAAAAUUUGCCUGAGUCUUGUGAAACUGCUGUUUUACUUGGCACAUUCGCCCCUGGGUUCAAUAGUCCUCUUGGAUUUCCAGCCGAGGCAGUUUGUUAUGGUGGAUGGAAACCUAAAAGUGACAGACAUGGAUGAUGCCAGCACUGAGGAACUGUCAUGCAAGGAAGAUAAUGACUGCACACUUGACUUCCCUACAAAAAGCUUUCCUCUCAAAUGCUCUGCGGCUGGGAAAUGCGAAGGAAUAAAUGAAAAGAAGAAUCUUUUUAAUGCAUAUCGGUAUUUUUUCACCUACCUUUUGCCGCACUCUGCACCACCGGCUUUGCGGCCCUUUUUGACCGAUAUUCUGAAUGCAACAGGUGAUUUACGAUAUGGAAUAAAUGAAACCUUGAAAGCUUUUGAAAAGGUUUUACAUCUGUACAAGUCUGGGCUCUAUCUGCAGAAAAGACCUCUUCUUUUAAAAGACUACAUCUCCCUAAAGGGCUUCCGAACGGUGGAAGGAGAAGACUACAAGUGCUGGCCCUCCUACAGCCACCUGGGGUGCCUGCUCUCCGUUCACAGCGCUGAGGAAGCUGCCGCAAUUUGUAACUCCCAAUCGCAAUGUCAAAGUUUUAUCGUUACCCAGCGGAGGACGUGGACAGGACGUCCGCUUGCCUCAUUUCAGAGUAGCCUGACUGAUUUAAUACCGGAUGCUAACUCUGUAGUCUAUAUUAAACGAUCGGCUUCCUCGAGGGAAAGACUUUAA
Balearica regulorum gibbericeps (East African grey crowned-crane) is the source of this 861-nucleotide messenger RNA. NCBI's taxonomy places the organism in Eukaryota, Metazoa, Chordata, Aves, Gruiformes, Gruidae. The record is from RefSeq and is a predicted model, not a curated record.